AUACCUUGAAAUUGAAGGCGAGGACGGGACGAAAGAGGCAUUGUCGUAGUGACAAUAUCUACUAGCAUAUGGGAAAAUCAAACCACCUUGUUCCUUAGGUAUCGUAAAGUUCACAGAAACAGCGUGCAUUGUGUUCGUGCAUAUCAGCAAUUGAUGAAGAGGCUGGGAAGCGUUCGGAGCUACGCGAAGCAUCUUCGCAUUGAUGGGGUUAAAGAUACAAUAGCCGUCGCCUCCGGUAAAGGUGGUGUUGGCAAGUCCACCACUGCUGUUAAUUUAGCUGUUGCACUUGCAAGUAAGUGCAAGCUCAAGGUUGGUUUGCUCGAUGCCGAUGUUUAUGGGCCCAACAUUCCCACCAUGAUUAACAUCCAUACAAAGCCUGAAAUCACUCACGAUAAGAAAAUGAUUCCUAUUGAAAAUUAUGGGAUCAAGUGUAUGUCAAUAGGUUUCCUUGUGGAGAAGGAUGCCCCAAUUGUCUGGAGAGGUCCCAUGGUAUCAAAUGCUCUUGAGAAAAUGACAAGGGGAGUUGACUGGGGUAACCUUGAUAUUCUAGUAAUGGAUAUGCCUCCUGGCACUGGUGAUGUCCAGAUAGCCAUGUCUCAGAAUCUGCAAUUAUCAGGUGCUUUGAUUGUUUCAACUCCUCAAGAUGUUGCAUUAAUGGAUGCCCGCAGGGGAGUAAAAAUGUUCAAUAAAGUUGAUGUUCCGAUUUUGGGAAUUGUGGAGAACAUGAGCUGCUUUAAGUGUCCACAUUGUGGGGAACCUUCAUACAUAUUUGGUAAAGGAGGGACUCAGAGAACAGCAUCUGAAAUGGGAUUAGAAUUUUUGGGCGAGAUACCACUGGAAGUGGUGAUCAGAGAAGCUUGUGAUCAAGGGCACCCCAUAGUGUUGGCCGCACCUGAUUCAAUAGUAUCCAGAGCGUAUGGCGAGGUAGCUGAAAAAGUUGCUCAGAAACUCAAGGAACAACAAUUCCAACCAGAGAUUAUACUAUAAAAUGCUGCUUUUUACCGUGAUAACUCAUCAGUUUGCGAGGAAAUUAUCCACUACAUGCAUUUAUUUAAGAAAAGAAGACCAAGCUAAUUGCCCUGAUGCUCGACAACUAAGUGUGGGAUUUUGAAUAAUUUUAAAAUUUGUUAAAAUUGUGGUUGAGAUAUAGACUCGGCUUUAGAUUUAGAAUUGUUGAUUUGAGCAUCUUCAUCAAUUUUAUAAAUAAGCAGUCAAUGGUUCUUCGACUUCACAUAGGUGCUACCAAAUUUAGCAGUUUGAUUUAACUGCAACAUUGAGGCUACAUGGGAUUGUUUAGGCAUACCUUUUCCUAAGUUACUAGCUUCUUUUUUGUGUGGUUGAUUUGGAUCCAUUGUGAAAAGUUAUAGCAAGAGAAACAUCUUGUCAAAGAGCAUCAAGAAUCUGCGAUUUUUGAACUAAUAGAUGUAGUUUUGCGUAAGGUAUGCUGGAAGCUUGCAAACAUCAUAUGGGGUGUGGCUAUGGGGAAUAUAUUCUUAUAUGAUAAAAAGAACAAGACGUGAAUUCGACAUGCAUCUUAUACACCGACCCCUCAAAGUGGCUACCUUUAUAAUCGUAGCACCUUCGCCAUUUGACCAGGAUUUCGUUUGGCAGCCUCCUAUCCUUAGGUUGACCAUUUGUCAGAGAGCUGGUCAACUAGCCAAUUGAGACCAAACUGAAUAGCUAGCCACAACUUUUUGGGGAACUUGGAAUAUAUGGCUAUUUGCGAUUUCUAAGCAUAUAUUUACCGAUGUGGAAGGCAUUUUUUUCUUUCCUUAUUAAGAAAAGGAGAUAAAAGGGACUCUAUAUUCACCUCUAUUUUUAUGCUUUUGUGAAUAUUUCUGUUUUUGGGUACAAUAUAUUUAUAUUUUUAUUUAUUGUUUAAUUACUUUUACAGAUAUGUAGUGGGUUCCUGGAAUAUAAUAUAACUUUUUACUUCGAU
This is a messenger RNA of Abrus precatorius (Indian licorice), 1939 nucleotides long. Its product is annotated as iron-sulfur protein NUBPL. The record is from RefSeq and is a predicted model, not a curated record. The transcript is spliced from 8 exons. NCBI's taxonomy places the organism in Eukaryota, Viridiplantae, Streptophyta, Magnoliopsida, Fabales, Fabaceae. Gene Ontology annotation, molecular function: 4 iron, 4 sulfur cluster binding; ATP-dependent FeS chaperone activity; ATP binding. Gene Ontology annotation, biological process: mitochondrial respiratory chain complex I assembly; iron-sulfur cluster assembly. Gene Ontology annotation, cellular component: mitochondrion. Bases 154 to 987 code for a protein of 277 amino acids.